This is a messenger RNA of Microdochium trichocladiopsis, 1509 nucleotides long. RefSeq names its product putative cytochrome P450. NCBI's taxonomy places the organism in Eukaryota, Fungi, Ascomycota, Sordariomycetes, Xylariales, Microdochiaceae. The record is from RefSeq and is a predicted model, not a curated record. The transcript is spliced from 2 exons. Gene Ontology annotation, molecular function: heme binding; oxidoreductase activity, acting on paired donors, with incorporation or reduction of molecular oxygen; monooxygenase activity. Bases 1 to 1509 code for a protein of 502 amino acids.
AUGAUAGUCGACCUUGCCUCAGACAUUCGCGUCUGGUUGGCAGUAGCUGUCGCCAGCGCGGCCUACCUCUUACGUCCAUCCAAGGCACCAUUCCCCGUCAUCAAUGAAUACCCAGGCGACUACUUCAACAAGAGGGCACUCAAAGAAGCGCAGGACAAUGUCCGCAGCCUGAUUGAGCACGGCUUUGCCAGGUACCCCGACAAACCGUUUGCCAUCAAGGUGCCCUACGGCUACAAAAUCAUCCUUCCGGCCUCGCUAGCCAACUGGGUCAAGUCCAAGCGUGAGCUCGACCACGUCCAGCUUGUACGUGAUGAGUACUUUGCUGGCCUCCCCGGCUUCGAAAGCCAGACGGUACUGCACCACCCAGACGAGUACGUCAAGCGCAUGAUUACGACCAAGCUCGGGCAGAACGACAGCACCAUGCCCGCCUUGAACACAGCACUGGCCGCAGCCAUUGAUGACCUCUGGGGUCCGAGCCAGGACUGGCAUAUGCUCAACUGGCACGCCGACACGAUGGGUAUCAUCGCCCGAGCCGCAUCAACCGUCUUCGUCGGCCCGGAGAAGAGCAGCGAUCCGGAGUGGCUGAGCCUCGUGCAGGACUACGUCCUGUCGUACUUUGGCGCCGUCGGCGACCUGCACAAGUAUCCAGUCUGGUCGCGGCGGAUCGUGAACUGGUUCCUACCGAAUGCGAGCAGAUGCCGGAGGCUCCAAGUCCAGGCGCGUGUCAUCAUUGAGGAUGUACUCUCCAAGCGGAGAGCAGCCGUGAACAAGGCACAAGUCGAGGGGAAGCAGCCGCCGGUGUACAAUGAUGCGCUCGAGUGGGGGCAAAAGGACCCAGAGUGCAAGCAUCACCCGGCGGACAUGCAGCUCGCGCUCGCGAUGGCCGCCAUGUUCACCACGUCCGAGAUGUUCCGCCAGAUCCUCAUCGACGUCGCUCGCCAUCCGGAGCUCGUGCAGCCUCUAAGGGAUGAAGUCAAGCAAAAGCUCUCGACUCAUGGUGUCACUGUUGCGGCCACUAGCAAUAUGGUUCUUCUGGACAGCGUAAUGAAGGAGUCGCAACGCCUCAGCGCACCGCCUGCUGUCGUGGAGCGCGCCGUCCUAAAAGACACAGCCCUGCCUGAUGGUCGCGUCCUCCCGCACGGCUCUCAUCUGCUCGUUGACGCAACGCACCUAGGCAGCAAAGAUGUGUACCCAGACCCAGAGGAGUUUGACGGGUAUCGGUUUCUCCACAAGCGUGAGGCUGGCGACAAAUCGAGCUCGUUCGUCCAGUCGAGCCCAGAUUUUCUCGUCUUUGGUGCGGGCAGGCACAUCUGCCCUGGCCGCUUCUUCGCUGCGAACGAGCUGAAGCUCGCGCUCGCGCACAUUCUGCUCAAAUACGACAUCCGGCAUGCCGAAGGGAGUGGGGAUGGCAAGCCAUGGUCGAGCGGGUUCUUUGCUGUGGUGAACCCGUUGGUGAAAGUAGAGGUGAAGCGAAGGGCGGACGACGGAGCUGCCGAGUUUUUGGCUUAG